Patella vulgata (common limpet) is the source of this 5227-nucleotide messenger RNA. RefSeq names its product influenza virus NS1A-binding protein homolog A. The coding region runs from base 263 to 2341 and encodes 692 amino acids. NCBI's taxonomy places the organism in Eukaryota, Metazoa, Mollusca, Gastropoda, Patellidae. The transcript is spliced from 13 exons. Gene Ontology annotation, molecular function: protein binding. The record is from RefSeq and is a predicted model, not a curated record.
CAUAGUCAAUGUAAAAUGGCACGCGGUAUUAUGUUGAUGUUAGAAUGACAACAAAUCUUGGUCGGUAAGCAGAGAAAAAAUAAACACGCCGCUUCGGCCAACAAUGUUUGAUUUAAAGCUAAGACAUAGUUGAUCAAAUAACGAAUUUCCAUAGAUGUUAAUUGUGUGUGUUUGACAUACAGUUUCUUUACCAAUCAUUGAUUGUUUUAAACAUAUCAUAUUUACUCCAGGUCCAUUAAUUACAGCUAAAAUUCCUUUCAAGAUGUCCGACAUGCAAAUGAAUGGUUUCCAUGGUGAAGAGCUGUUGAUAAAGGAUGAGAAUUUCCCAGUUCAUCUUAUGAGCCGUUUGAACAAGUUACGAGAAGGAGUCAAGUUUUGUGACGUCACACUGGUCGUGGGGCAACAUGAUGUCCCUGCACACAAAUGUAUCUUGGUGUCUUGCAGUCCGUAUUUAUUUGAUUUAUUCAGCCAGGAAGAAAAGUCUGGAGUGACCAGGGGAACAUGUAAACUCAAGGGUAUAGAGUUUACAAGUUUUGAGUAUCUCUUGAACUACAUGUAUACUGGAAAGAUGGUCAUACCGGCAGAAGAGGUGAAGAGUGUAUAUGGAACAGCCAGAAAGUUAAAAAUGGAAGAAGUUGCUAAGCAGUGUGUGGCUUUCCUAGCUGAUAAUCUCACCCCUGCCAACUGCUUAGGGAUUCGAUCUUAUGCUCAGGAUGUUGAAAUGAAGAAAAAAGUAGAUGAAUAUAUUAAAGUCAAUUUUAAUGAUGUUAUUGUCAGUAAAAAUUUCUAUGGAUUACCAAACUUACAAGUUGAAGUAGUUGGAGCUGAUGAAGAUUUAUUAGAUUCCAGCCAGCAAUCACAUCUGUUUGAGCUCCUCUUAAUUUGGGUGAAAGAGCAUCAAAAUACAAAAAAAUUCAAGCUUGAAAGAUUAAUAGAGCAAUCAAAUGUCUUGUACCUUACAAGAGAUAACACACUACAGGACUGUAAAGAUUUUGAAGAUAAAAGUUUGAAAGAGGAUGAAGGAGUCCAGGAUUAUCGCAAACUAAAACGUAAACAGCACGGACACAUCAAAGCCAAUCAAAAUAAAAAUGGUCGAACAUCAGAAACUAAUAAUAAUCAGGUUAAUUCGCUGCCAUUCCAAAAAUUUACCAUUGUAAAAGAUAAGUCUGUUCUAGAGAGAGAAUGGAAAAUCAUCGCAUUUAAAGAGACGGCAGACAAUACAUAUAUCAGUAUCUCCAUUUUCAAUGGUUGUUUGACAACCAUAUCUCUUCAUUGUCGCGUUGCUAGGCAGAGUCCUUCCAACAGUAUAUCAGAUACUCCAGAUUCACCAGUACAUUCAGUCUCAGAUAUCCAGUUUGAGAGAAGUCGUUCCCUAACCCCCUUAAAGAGUAUGUCGACACCUAGAUGUGGAUUUGGUUUGAGAGCUGUUGGUGAUAUUUUAAUAGCCAGUGGUGGUUAUGAUCGGGGUGAAUGCAUGAAAUCUACAGAGUGUUUUGAUAUUGAAAGUAAUACAUGGAGGAUACUAGCGGACAUGAAUACGUCACGAGGUCGAUUUUCUACAGCACGAAUGGGUAACAUGAUUUAUGCAUGUGGAGGUUCAAACGGAUUGCAAGAAUUGCGAUCAGUGGAAGUUUAUGAUCCUGAAAAAGAUCUCUGGUCGUUCGUGGCUCCAAUGUCAAAGGAUAGAUCCUCACCAGGUUGCGCUGUAUUAAAUGAUAAAUUAUAUUGUAUUGGUGGUUGCAUGGGACAGGACAGUAUUGCUGGAUGUGAAGUCUAUGAUCCUAAAAAUGAUAGUUGGUCUGAUAUAGCAUCCCUUCAAAUAGCACGAUACCAGGCGUCUGUUAGAGCCUAUCAGGGUAAAUUAUAUGUAAUGGGCGGUACCGAUGGCUGGCAUUGUCUGAAGUCUGUAGAAGUUUACGACACAGAAACAAAUGAAUGGAAGUUUAUAGAAUCUCUAAAUGUGUCUAGACGCGGUGCUGGUGUUGAAAGCUAUCAAGGUAAACUGUUUGUGAUUGGUGGAAAUGAUGGCGUAACCUCCCUAAAAUCUACAGAAGUACUGGAUGUAGAGAAUGCAGUCUGGAAAUUUGGUCCUGCCUUGACAUCUCCACGUUCGAAUGCAGGAUCUGCCGUUCACGGUAAACGACUCUUUGCUGUUGGAGGUUUUAACGGCAAGAAAUUCUUGGACACUAUGGAAUACUUGGAUGAUACGCAAGAAUGGUCACAUUACGCACCAGUACCAAAAAUAAGAAACUCAAACUCAUUAGAGAGCGUACACAGUGAGGACUCCGCCUUGGUCAAAUGUGAUGCAACUUCUUCUGUGAUGGAUGAUCCCAUUCACUGAUUGUUUAAAAAAGAGGGUUUGUGUUUUGUUUACUAAGUUCUAGAUGAGAAAUGCCCAAAAGAUAUGUUUGUGUUUAUUUAUAUAUUGUUAUUUUUUAUUACUCACUUCAAUAUCGUAAAAUAAUAAUAAAAAAAAAAUUAUGUAGUGCCCCCCUUAUUUUUUGUAAGGGUCAAUCUGUGGUUAUAUAAUAUGUCUUGGACUGAUUUGAAAUCUGAACAUUGAUUUACCCAAGUUUUAUUGGGAAAUAUUUGAGUUAAAAAAUGGGUAAAUGUUUGUCCUGAAGUAAUGGAAAGUGAAAUAAAUGGUUUGAUAUUUGACAUGUUGCUUUUAUAUAGGUCAACUUAGAGUUUGUGAUUUGGUUAAAAAUAAAAAAAAUCAUAUUCAUAAUCUGGUGUUAGUUCAUUGCCCAAUUUCAAAGACUGGUCAGGGCAUCAAAUGUUUGAGAAAUUCAUCCAAGUUUUAUGUUUUAGUAAGAUUUAGUAGUGAAUAGUGAUGUUAACCAGAAUUGUAGUUUAGAAACAAUAUAGUCUUGCAUCUCUCCAGCCCAGCCCAGAUUGUCUUUGCAUUUACACAGAGUAUUAAUCUGGACGAAAUAGUGCAAAUUUUGUAUACAAAUUUAGGCAGGGGCGAAUAAUUUUUUGGGAAAAAAAAAAUUUAUUGGGGAUCAAAAAUCUGAAUGAUUCCACAUGUUUCAUAGAAAUUGGUUCUUCUUCUAGAAAUGUGAACUGCGAUUGUAAAUUGAAAUAUGACAUAAAAUUUACUUAUAUUUAUCAUUUUCAUAAGAGCACUUAAUACAAAAUUUAAUUGAGUAUUUUGUGUUUAAUAUUGCACAGAUCUGUGUUGUGUUUUACUGAAUUCAGGAAUUAUAUUUUCCAUAAGUAUCUGAUGCCAAUAGAUAAAACAGUUCUAAUAUCGUGCUUAAACAUAAAGAGGCAUUAGGGCUUUGGAGUACAUUGGUGGGCAUGCAAAUUUGAUUGCAAAGUUUAAUAGAUCUGAUAAUCCACCGCUUAUGUGGAAACGUUUUAGGAUUCCAUAUGAGUCAUAUUUUCUAGCCUGUUUCGGUUUUUUAAGAUUUAACUAGCACUAUGGAAUAAUUCUUGGAUCUAAAUAGGCUAAUUCUUUGAUUUUUGAUAAUUAGAUGAGGGUUAUUUUAAAUUUGAAAUUUAUAUGUUCUUGUUUAGUUACCAAUGUCUCUUUAUGUUAACAAUUCAGAAUGUUUUGUAUUGCAAAAUAUAUAUAUACUCAUAUUUUGUUUGAAUGUGCAAAAUAACAGUAUAAUGCAAAUGAACAAAAUUCCAGUUCUAGUCUAUUUGAACCUUAAACUUUUUAACUUUUAAUGAAAAACUUGGAUAGGUUUCUGAUCUCAGAAAUGUUUGUAAUUAUGUAUAUAUAUUUUGUGUUUAUUUUACUGCCAUUUAUAACAAAUAUAUAAUUAUUUUCUUUUUUCUUUUCCAAUGAAAUGAUAUCAAAUCUAUUUUUCUCCUAUUGUAUAUAUUUUCAAAGAAUUUUUGAUUGGUAGUAUAUGUAUACUUUUAUACACCUAUAUUCAUUGUGUACAUACAGGUUUUGAUCAUCCAAAUUAGUUAUGAAAAAAGAAAAAGUAUAAAAACUUAGUGCUAUUACUAUAAUUAAUUUUUGGGGCAUUCAUCGUUGGGUUGAUUCAUGUCGUAUUUUCGGAAAUCAUGACUGAACUAUUUGGGGAGUUUUCAAACACUUUCCUUCAAGUUACAGAACAUAUACCGUUUUAUCGAUGGCAUAUUUGUCCCCAGUAACAACUAUGGCAAUCAGGGGUUUUGAACGCAUUCUGGUCGAAUGUCAAAAAAAAAUUAACAGUUUUACCGAUUAAUCUUGUGCAGUAAAUUAAUGCGUUAGCGACUAAGGUCUUUGAAAGUAUUUCGCAUAUGAUUUUCCUAAAUCUCCAAAAAUAUGACAUCGAACGUCAAAUAUGACAAUAUAUAUAUGACGAUUGCAUUUAUUUUUAAGAGUAGGAGUUAGGUUACCACUAAGUGUUGUUUACUUGAUCUAGUGCAUUUUGGAAUAUAAUAGGUAAAGUACAUGCAAUUGGUAGUAUCUUCUGUUUUCUAACAUUUUUGGUUUACUUAAAACAUUGACUGAUUAAAUUUUGAAUGUAGCAAUAUGGCCAGCUAGCAAAAUAUUGGAACUGGCAGAUCUGGUUUGUUUAAAGAAUUUAAAAUAAAGGGUCCAUAUAAGGAUCAUGAAUUUAUAGGUUUAGGAUCUCUUUCAAAAAUGUGAUAAAAAGCCAUUUAAACCUCCCAUUUUCAAAACUUUUUUUUUCGCAAAUGAACAUUGUACUAAACUAUUGAUAUUUAAUUUAAUUAUUUUGGCAAAGAUAGUUUCUGCAAAAAUGCCAAUUUUUAACCCCAUUAAUUGUGCUUAAAAAAAAAAGCUUUUAAAUUGAGGCACAUGCCUGAAUAGACUUUAACCUAACAGAGUUAAAUUAGGAUAUUUUAUAAAUAAAUUUAAUUAAGGCACCAGCCUGAAUCUACUUUAAUCUAACAGGGUUAUAUUAGGAUAUAUUAUGGAUUAAGCAAAUAAUGAUAAAAUAAACUAUUUAUUUUUCAUAAAUAUUCCAUUUUCAUUUCCCAAUUAAUUUUUUUUUUGUUACUAUAAUUAUUUGGCUGUACUCUUCCUCUCCUAAUUAUUUUAAUCAUUUCCAUAUCAAUCAGAGUGGACUUUAAACAACCUUUUCACACACUGUUAUAUUGUCAUCAAAAAUAGAGAAUUUAUAUUUCUUUUUCCUAUCACAUGGAACAGAUUUUCUUUGAUUUUCAAAUUUAUAUUGAAUUCAAUUGUUUAGUUUGUAUUUUCCUAUUUUUUUUUCUUUUCAUAUGACAACAUACAGAAUAAAAUGUCUUCUCAUUCAAA